AUGGGACGGUCACAGCAGCAGCAGCAGCAGCAGCAGCAGCAGCAGACGGCUGGUGGAGAGGACGAACAGCAGCAGCACGAUGUGCCAGAUGAUGAAGACGAGGAGGAUGAAGAGGAAGAGGUGAUGCAAGAAGGCCGCGAGCAAGAGUUUGAGUUCAAGGAGUUUAUUCAGAGGUUCAUGUCUCCGAAGAUUCUGGAGCCGUACUGCUGGCUGCUGCGUCAUUUCGACACGAACACGCCGGCUGCCAACCACUGCGUGCUGAGGAUGCUGCACAGGGUGGCCUGGGACCACAAGAUGCCCGCCAUGCUCUUCCAGAUCAGCCUAUUCAGGACGUUCCAGCGGCUGAUGGACGAUCCGCGUCACUACAAGAACCCGGCCUUCAAGGACAUUGUCAAAUUGGCCAAGUAUGUGCUGUCCAAGUUCUUCCAGAUGGCUGCCACCAACAAGAUGAUCUUCAUGGAGAUGCUGUUCUGGAAGACCCCUCGCGAGGUGUAUGAGCUGGAGCAUGGAUACGACUCCUACAAAGAGACGUCCAAGGCGACCAAGCUGGCCUGGUCUGAAGAGGAGGAGAUGGAACUGCAGCGAGUCUAUGAGGACCUCAAGGAAAUGGAUCCCGACCCGGAGCGGGACCUGGUGGACCGUAUCCUGGACGCGCUCAUCUGCCGCGAGCGCAGCCGCCGGAUGGUCAUCAAGAAGCUGAAGCAGCUGGGUCUGGUGACGGACACGCGGCAGCUGUCGGGCGCCGGCCGCGGCCGCGGCGUCAGGAAGCCACCGCCGCAGUGGUCCGAACAGGAAACGGCCAACCUCGUGGAGCUCUGGCACAAAAACAAGGAAGGCGUCGCGCCGGUGAACCUGAUCUGGGACCAGCUGACUGUGAGACGGCCCAAGUACAUGAUCAAGGAGAAACUGAAGGAACUGGGACUGAUGAAGUCGCGGCGGCGGAGGCGCACGAACCCGGGCACCGGCGGCGCGGACGCUGGCCGUGCGGACGAUGACGACCUGCUGGACACGGCCUCCUCCUCCUCUGACGAGGAGGACUCGGGCCGCCCGAGUGGCCGCUCUGGCGGGGGCGGCGGCGGGGGCGGCCCGUCGCGGCGCCCGUCGGCCCCCCGCCGCCGCCGGCCGGCCGAGCGGAGACCCGCCGUGCGCCAGGUGUCGGCCGGACAGGUGGCGGCGGCCGUCCGCGACUACAGACAGUUCGCUGGCGAGGAGACGGCCGCCGAGGUGCUCUCCUGGCUGCAGGAGGCGCUCCAGGAUCUGGAGGAACUGCGUCGCGAGGACCCCGAGGAGGCGGUGCCGCUGGUCCCCCUCUCUGAGCCCAGUGCCAUGGCGCUGGAGUCGGAGACCGGACAGAAACUGGUGUCGCUGCUGGGCGCCCAGAAACCCGCCGAGGGGGAGAUGUUCUGGCGGUGGCCGUCGGAGGCGGGUACCGACUUCCUGCUGAGGAACGCCGCUGUUCUGUCCGACUGUCUGACAGGGAACGGGCCGCCACCGGACGACGAGGUCGGUGGCUCGGGUAAGGAGAACGUGGCACCGGAGGAGGACGGUGAGCGGCCGGACCCCGGCUCAGAUUCCUCGGAGGACGAGGGGCCGCCGAGGACGGCCUCCAACAAGAGGAUCCGCCUGGUGUCGUCUGAUGAGGACAGCGGGGACGAGCCCGGCUCCGCUCCACAGCGCUCUCCGGGCGGUUCGCCCGGCCGGGCCUCGCCGUCCGCCGGCGGCUCUGUCUCACAGCCGCGGCGCCGUCUGAUGGCCUCAGACUCCGAGGACGAGCCGCCCCCGACUGGGGCUGACGGAACUCCGAGCACGCAGAGGAGCCGGGUUGGCCGGCUGGCUUCUGACUCAGAGGACGGCGGGCCGGCUCAGGGCUCCGCAGCGCGGUCUCCGUCCCAGCCCGCCUCGGGAAGGACACCGUCCACCCAGCGCAGCCGCGUCUCUCGAGUCGCGUCCGAUUCGGAGGACGACGCUCCAUCCCAGGCCACGUCGGCCUCAGGCAGGUCAGCAUCUCAAGCCACGUCGGCGUCAGGCAAGUCUGCUUCUCAGGUCACAUCGAGGAGCACCCGGCGCAGUCCUUCCACGCAGCGGAGUCGCUCCUCGCGCUCGUCCUCCUCUUCCUCCGACUCUGACGCGGAGUCGUCCCAGGCCACCUCUCGACAGAGCUCGUCUCGGGCGGCGUCCAGUCGGGCGACGUCACCGUCGACGCAGCGGAGUCGCGCCUCUCGAGUCGCCUCAGACUCUGAAGAUGAGGUGAAGACUGCCGGCUCCGCUGGCGGCGGUGGGGAGCGUGGAGACGCUGAAGAGACCCAACAGAAGAGGAUGCUGUCCUCGGACGAGGAAGGAUCCGACGUCGAGUCUAACAAACGGGCGAGCGGUGCGAAGAAGGCGCGUAGGGUGAUUGACAGCGACAGCGACUGAACGGGGCGUGUCCCGUAGACAUGGGUGAAUGCGUGCCACCUGAACACGGAGAGAUAGUGCGCGCCUUUCGCCGUCCCUCCGCUGUGGAUGGACCAUGCUCGACCAAGAGGAGCGUUCAUAGUGAUCCGUUUGAGAUGUGCGGCUCGGCGCCGCCGUGAUCACCCGGAGAUGACCGCCAGGCGGGGGGGGGGGACGCGGCGGUCAGAACCAAUCAGCGCCGGAUCAGCCGGCCCGCGGCCGGCCACCUGAGCACCGGAACCCUAACGGAAGCCGGUCAGCGACUGCGUAAAGGAUGCUGGCCGUAUUGCGCGUCUAAAUGACCUUAUGCGCCCGAUAGGAGGUAAGUUUGGAAUUUGGAGGGGCCAUUUCAGCGUGGUGUUUGGUAUGCUACGGAUUUUACAUGGAUGUAAUUGCCUUAUAAUAAAGCAGAGAAUGUGCAAA
Molecule: messenger RNA, 2856 nt
Organism: Amphibalanus amphitrite
Lineage: Eukaryota; Metazoa; Arthropoda; Thecostraca; Balanomorpha; Balanidae
Product: protein timeless homolog
Exons: 14
Coding region: 1-2415 (804 amino acids)
Biological process (GO): replication fork arrest; DNA repair; DNA replication checkpoint signaling
Cellular component (GO): replication fork protection complex
Molecular function (GO): DNA binding
Source: RefSeq, a predicted model, not a curated record